GUCUCCACUGUACAUAUCCUGAUAAACGUAUUUUUAUAUUUUGUUUUGUUUAAUUAUGUUAUUACAAUACUAGAUUAUAUUAAAUAUAUGAAACCGGCAAAGGCUUGAGUCCUGACGUAUUUUUUUUUAACAAACGUUAGACAAUUGUGAAAAUCACUAAAACACGCGUAUAGAAAACAUACUCUGAAACAGCAAAAGACGUUCAUGGCAUAAGUUUUAAUGCGUACCAUAUUAAUGAAAUUGUAGCAUUCCCCAUUCUCGCAUUUCCCAAAUUCGAGUCCUAAUUGGCGUUUAAAUUGUUAAAAGCCACAGCUCCGGAGGUGUUCCGGUGGUUUUCCGAGCCGUUUCCAACUGUUCCGCCAUGUUCGGUAGGUAUUCCGGACUGUUCCGUGCUGUUCCGUAGGUGUUCGGGCUGUUCCGCGCUGUUCCGAGCUAUUCAGUAGGGGUUCCGGGCUGUUCCGUAGGUGUUCGCGGCUAUUCCGGAGGUGUUCCCGGCUGUUUCGGAGGUGUUCCGGGCUGUUUCGGAGGUGUUCCGGACUGUUCCGUGCUGUUCCGCCAUGUUCCGUAGGUGUCCCGGACUGUUCCGUGCUAUUCCGUAGGAGUUCCGUGCUGUUCCGCGCUGUUUCGUAGGUGUUUCGGGCUGUUCCCUGCUGUUCCGGAGGUGUUCUGGAGGUGUUCCGGGCUGUUUUGGGGGUGUUCCGGACUGUUCCGCCAUGAUUCGUAGGUGUUCCGGACUGUUCCGUGCUGUUCCGUAGGCCGUUCCGGGCUGUUCCGCGCUGUUCCGUACUGUUGCGGAGGUGUUCCGGGCUGUUCCGUAGAUGUUCCGGGCUGUUCCGUAGGUGUUCCGGGCUGUUCCGGAGGUGUUCCGGGCUGGGAAUUUAAUUAAGCAUCGUGCAAAAAAAUAAAUAAGUUAUCUGUCGUCAAACUCGGCUUGUACUUGAAAAAUAUUUACCCUCGAAAAAUAUUUACCCUAUUGAAAAAAAUUUCCAAUACGGACCUCCGGCCGGUAAAUAAUAUAUACUUCAUACUAGAAAAAACGUAACGAAGUACUUUUUGUUAGAAAACUUGUUUUGAAGUUUUGGAUAUCACUCUGAUAUGCCAAAAAUUGGGCGAGGUAUUGCUGAAAGAGCAUGUGUUCCUAUUAAUUGUCUAAUUGUAAUGUAAUAUCUUGAAUGUGAACGAUUAUUAGCAGAAGCACUACCCAACAGCUUUUUAUAACUUUUAAUUCAUGAUAAUGCAAAUGAAUGCCUUAUUGGUGUGACUACUAAAAAUCUACUAUGGUGGUUCUGACAUAAUAUAGAGACUCCGAUUUUACUUCAACUUUCGCUACCGUUACCUCUCACUGGCUUAGUACGCAUGUGAUUGGUUAAUCCAUAGACAAUCCAGAAGACAGGGACUGGAAACGCCUAAUGUUUUGCGCGUGCCAUCCGUGAUGUGCUUGCGUGACGCUUGUGCCAUCAUGCCAUUUGAGUGAAUGACUGAAUGGCCUGUUGCUUCGAAAAAGAAUAAAGCGAUAGAUUAUGGACUGGUACUUGUCUGCUGUUUUACAGCUCUGUAUAUACUGGAAAAUUGUUUAAAUAAUCUACACCGAAAAGGGAGUUAGGUAUAUCACAUUGUGUGUAAAGUUUAUAAAACGGAUCUGCUUAUUCAGAGACGAGUGCAAGGAAUUUUCGAGCUUGUUCGAAAAUUUUGAUUUCCAAUUUGGGGUGGACUUUCAGGCACGAUUCAGGUUUGUUUGCGUAUUUUAGUUUACUUUAAUUAAGUUUACGUAUAUUUAUUCAGUUUUGCUUCACUGUAAUUACGUUAUAUAAAUUGAUUGAAGUUAUCUUUUCGAAGUUUUCCUUGCUCUGUAUUUUAAAAGUUGAAUUUGGCAAUUUCGGUUUUUAAAUUAAUAUACCUUCCAUUUUAUUGACUACAAAUCCUUUCUUUCUCGAAAACCCUUUUUGCUAAGGCAUCCAUUAUUAAAAAGAAAUAAAAACAAGGUUUCAGUUAUUUUAACGGUGAGUUUUGUAUGUUUAACACUCUUUCGACAAUGCCAACAAGAAUGCUAAUGGCAAUGGCGACUUUUUUGCUGUCAAAAACAUUACGCAAUCAUUAAAAGGUGGUUUAUGCCUUUGUUUGACCCAAUAUAAGUUUAAAAACCGGAGAAAUGCAUCCACAGGUCUAUAUUUGUUUUAAAUAUGUAAAUUGCAAACCCUGAACUUUAUUUAAACUGUAGUUGCAGGGUUCGAAGUUAGCCGGUACAAACUUUGCUGGACAACAACAAUGCCAAUGGCGACUUUUUUACAUGGCAAAAACAUUACGCAAGCAUUCAAAGGACGUUUUUGGCUUCGUUUGACCCGAUAUAAGUUUAAAAACGGGACAAGUGCAUCCACAGGUCUAUUUUUGUUCAAAAUACGUAAUUUACAAACUCUGAACUUUAUUUAAUUAAACUAUAGUUACAGGGUUCGAAGUGGGGGCAACAGAAAUGGCCAUCUUCUAGUUGGCGCAAAAGUAAUUUUGCCCGUCAAAUUUUCAGUAAACAUUUUUGGGCGAAUAAGUUACCAAAUUGAUAUAAAAGAUAGCCUAUUCGAUAGAUUACAAUCUUGUGAUUACACAUACUUUGACCAAAAGGUACAAAAAUAGUUUAUUUUUAGUUGCAGGGUUAGUUUUGCCAGCAAGUUUUCAGAACAAUAUGACGAUAACAAUUGCCGGCUAACAACAUUCGUAAUUCUGUCAAUCAAAUUCAGUAAACAUUUUUGGCUGAAUAUGAUACCAAAUUGAUAUAAAAAAUAGCCUAUUCGAUAGAUUACAAUCUUGUGAUUUCAAAUGGCUUCAUCGUCAAAGACAAAACAGGUUAAGUUUGUAGUUACAGGGUUAGUUUUGGCAGUAUUUUCUGGAAAUAAUUGCUGCGUGCGCGAUUUACCGAUAGCACGAUCCAAAUUUUACAUUUAGCAUCACUAUAAACUAGAAAUAAAUGAAAAUUUGGACGUAUCUACCUUUGUUAGUAUAGCCGCUCCACGACUACGAUCCCAAAAUUCAGAUAAUACGCUUUUUUAACGAUAUAUUUUGUAUAAACUACACGCAUUUGCCUUUGUUUUAUGUAAAUUUAAAGACUUGUUACCGUGGUAACCAAGUAAUUGCUACGUGACAGGCACAUCACGGAUAUCACGAUUUGUCAUCAUAUUUCUAGCUUACGUUUCCAGUCCCUGUCUUCUGGAUUGUCUAUGGUUAAUAUAACAAACACAUCUAAUCGGUAAAUGACCUGUAAUGGUAGCGUUAGCGAUAGUGGAAAUCAAAUCUUCUCUAAUGUACAGCUAGGGUGUCUAAAAAAAACGCUAUGGAAAUUCAAAAGGCUAUCGUGCAUCAUAAACGUGGCUAAACAAUUCAAUUUUUAUAUAUAACGAAAGAACAGUUAUUUAGCUUUUCAAUGAUACUUUUCUUAAAUCGUAACGAUGAGAAAUGGCCACAUACUCGUCAAAUAAAAAUUGCCGGUCGAAAUCACAUUCUUCCACCGUUGGGAAUUGCAUGGAAAACGAAGCAUAAACGAUUCCCAAGAGGGAGUUAAAAUUGAAUGUUAAAUUAUCUAAAAUAAUAGCUCAACUCGUCAAUCUUCUUCUUAAGGCCGAUUUACACGACAAGCGUUUUGGGCACGGCACUCCUGAAAAUGGGCACCGUGCCAAAACCGCCACUUCGCUAUUUACUCGUUUACACGACAACAUUUUGUAAACACACUUUAAUGAUAAGCACCGUGCCCAUCGGAAAACGGCACCUCUACUUUCCGUUUGCGACGGUAUAUUUUAAAGAAUAAAUAUGUCGGACAGAAAUAGAAUUAUAUAUUUAUAUUUAUUAGAACGAAGAAGAGUAUUAUAUGAGCCGAAAAUCGAGGGAAAAACCAAUUACAUACCAGAAAAGUACUUUAAGGGCCAGCUCAUAUGGGAAAAAGUUAUCCCGGUUAGCGAGAAAACUUUUCGACAAGUUUACAAACGAGAUCUUGCCUUGGUAUGAAAAGUUACACUGCGUUCAUAUGAGACAAAAAGUUUUCCCGUGUACCGAGAUCUCGCUUGUUGACAAGCCAGAUCUCGGUGACCGGGAUAAUGUUUUUCCCAUAUGCAUGAACACAACUUUACGGCUUAGCAGGAUAACUUUCUGUCGUAUCAGCAUCUUUUCAAUUCAAUUGAUAUUCAGUGCGUGCCCAUCGGAAAACGGCAUUCUAUUUCCCUUUUACGACGGUAUAUUUUAAAGAAUAAAUAUGCCGGCCAGAAAUAUAAUUAUAUACUUAUAUUUAUUGGAACGAAGAAGAAUAUUAUAUGAGCCGAAAAUCGAGGGAAAAACCAAUUCACUACUAGGAACGUAUUUUACGUACUUCACUACUAGGAACGUACGAGAUCUCGCCUUGGUAUGAAAAUUAUAUGUAAAGUUUGUUUACACUGCGUUCAUAUAUAAGACAAAACGUUUUCCCGUGUACGUACCGAGAUCUCGCUUGUCAAGUGAUAAUAUUUUCCCCAUAUGAACACAACUCUAGUUCCCGCUUGGCAGGAUAACUUUCUGUCGU
Messenger RNA from Paramuricea clavata, 4534 nucleotides. The record is from the annotation of a GenBank genome assembly. NCBI's taxonomy places the organism in Eukaryota, Metazoa, Cnidaria, Anthozoa, Malacalcyonacea, Plexauridae.